Molecule: messenger RNA, 705 nt
Organism: Vitis riparia (riverbank grape)
Lineage: Eukaryota; Viridiplantae; Streptophyta; Magnoliopsida; Vitales; Vitaceae
Exons: 1
Coding region: 1-705 (234 amino acids)
Source: RefSeq, a predicted model, not a curated record
AUGACACCUUACCAAGCUCUUUAUGGCUGCCUUCCACCACUUAUCCCAGCCUAUCCGGAGGGCCUUUCCCUAGUUCAUGAAGUGGAUCAAACGCUCCUGCAUCGUGACGAGCUGUUCCACCAACUCAAGACAAAUUUAGAGAUUUCCAUGAACCGAAUGAAGCAACAAGCCGACUCUAAGCGAAAAGAUAUCCAAUUCGCAGUUGGUGAUCAAGUCUUAUUAAAGCUCCGUCCAUAUUGUCAGCAAACAGUCUUCAAACGAGCUCAUAAAAAAUUAUCCAGCUGCUACUAUGGACCCUAUCCUAUUUUGGAGAAAAUCGGAGCAGUAGCAUACCGCCUGCAAUUGCCACCCACAGCUCGAAUUCACCCUGUGUUCCAUGUCUCUUUACUUAAACCAUACAAUGGCACUCCAGCUGUCACUCCACUUGACUUACCUCCACUUGCAGAUAAUGGCGUCAUGACCCUUGAACCUCAACAGAUACUUGAUACACGAUGGAUUAAGCGGGGCGACACCUUCAUGGAAGAAAGCUUGGUGCAUUGGAAGCAUCUACCCCACGAAGAAGCCACCUGGGAGUCCACGGAUACUCUUUGCCACCAGUUUCCUCAUCUGAUGCUUGAGGACAAACAUCCUCUUCAUGGGGUGGGCAAUGAUAAGCCUAGAAGAUCCUGUCGGACCCCGAGGCCCAACUCACGCUAUAUGGACUGA